AUGGCAAAUAGUCCUCGGCCAGGAUCAUGGGUGCUAGAAAGAUCGAUUGAUGGUGGUAAAACUUAUAUGCCUUGGCAGUAUUUUGCUGAAACGCCUGCUGAAUGCGAUCGGAUAAUGAUAAAUUUGCUUGAAAACCGUCCAGGAAAGCACAACUUUAGUCAUUCUCAAGUUCUUCAAAACUUCACUCGUGCAACGAAUGUACGACUUCGGCUUCUACGUACCAAAACGUUACAUGGCCAUCUGAUGGAUGUGAACCGACGUGAUCCCACUGUCACACGACGAUAUUUCUAUGCGAUUAAAGAAAUCUUCAUGGGAGGCCGAUGUGUUUGUAAUGGACAUGCGGACACUUGUGAUAUUCUUGAUGUUCGACGUUCCAAUAUACUCCUUUGCAGGUGUGAACAUAAUACUUGUGGAGAUCAUUGUGAAUACUGUUGUCCAGGAUUUGAACAAAAAAUGUGGCAAAGAAGCAAGGAGGGCGCUGAAUUUGUUUGUGAACCGUGUAACUGUCAUGGACAUAGCAAGGAAUGUGUAUAUGAAAAAGAGCUUGACAGAAUGCAUUCAAGCUUAGAUAUUCAUGGAAAUUACGAUGGAGGCGGCCGUUGUCUAAACUGCAAAGACAAUACAGAAGGAAUAAACUGUAAUAAAUGCAUCUUUGGAUACUAUCGGCCACGAACAAAAUGGUGGAAUGAAACAGAUGUAUGUCAACCAUGUGUAUGCGAUCCCGCAAAACAUACAGGAGAUUGUGAGGAUGAAACAGGUCGUUGUAUUUGUAAGCCUCAGUUUACCGGGGUGGAUUGUGAUAGAUGCGCACCUGGUCACUAUUCACCUCCAGAAUGUAAACCUUGCGAUUGUUCUAUAAAUGGCACCUUGGAUGAUACUUGUCUGCCUGUCAGUGGACGUUGCCCAUGUAAAAGUAAUUAUGGCGGAGAGCUGUGCCAGGUAUGCGCACCAGGUUAUACAAAUCUCACAGCCGGCUGUAUCUCUUGCAAAUGUGAUGAACUCGGAUCGCUGCAUAAUAAUUGUAAUGAAAGCACAGCACAGUGUAUGUGCAAAACGAAUUUCGCUGGACUUACGUGCGACAGUUGCGCUGAUGGAUAUUUCGGCGAUUCUCUGUGUGAAUAUUGCGAUUGUGAUACAACCGGUACGGAGGACAGCAUUUGUGACAAACAGACUGGUGCUUGCCUAUGUAAAUCUGGAUUCUCUGGUUCUCGAUGCGAUGGGUGCAACCUGAACUUUUAUGGCUAUCCAUACUGCAAAGAAUGUGACUGCGACGAACAUGGCUCGAAGUCAACAGAGUGUGAUCGAAAAAAUGGUGAUUGCCGGUGUUAUGCAAAUUUCACCAGUAAAAAUUGUGAUCGUUGUGCUGCUGGAUUUUAUGAUUUUCCAAACUGCAAACCAUGUUCAUGUCUGGCUAUUGGAUCUAAAGGAAUGACUUGCGAUAAUAAUGGACAGUGUUACUGCAAACCAAAUUUCCAAGGUGAAAAAUGUGAUCAGUGCAAAACGAAUUUCUACAAUUUUCCGAUCUGUGAAGAAUGUAAUUGUAAUCCGAAAGGCGUAGUAGCUGGCUUUGCCGGUUGUGAUAAGGUUGAACCGGGUGAAUUAUGUACCUGCAAAAUGCAUGUUACGGGUCGUAUAUGUGACCAGUGCAAACCGACCUACUGGGAUUUGCAGUAUCACCAUGAAGAUGGUUGUAUACAAUGUGACUGCAAUUUAAAUGGCACACUUUUGGGAUUGAACGAAUGCAGCACUGAGGGAGGACAGUGCAAUUGUAAAAGAAAUGUUGCUGGUCGUCGAUGUGAUAAAUGUGCUGACGGAUUUUUUCAACUCGAAAUGUAUAAUCAGUUUGAAUGUCAAGCUUGCAAUUGCGACGUCGGUGGUGCACUGGGAAUUGGCUGCGAUAUGCAGACAGGAGAGUGUCGUUGCAGACCUCGAAUCACUGGUCAGAAGUGUGACAGACCCAUCGAAAAUCAUUACUUCCCAACACUAUGGCACAAUAAAUAUGAAGCAGAAGAUGGCAUAUCAAUGGAACAGAAUCCCGUACGUUUUGCCAUCGAUAAAAACAAAUUUCCAAAUUAUUCAUGGAGAGGAUAUGUGGUAUUCUCACCGAUUCAAGAAGACAUUUUGUUGGAUAUAACAGUUAGCAAAGCCAGUCUUUAUCGUCUUCUUUUCCACUACAUUAAUCCAACCGAUGUUCAAAUUAAUACGAGAGUUGUGGUGAUGCCUCUUUUCACGCAUACUCAAGAUGUGGAGCAAAGAUCCAGAUUGAACCUUCCAGCAACAUCUGAACCAACAACCGUAGCAGUUAAUCCUAAACAACCAUUUAUCUUAAAUCCUGGGAAAUGGCGCAUUAAGAUUUCAACUAAACAGCGAUUUUUUUUGGAUUACGUCGUACUGCUACCCUCAGAAUAUUAUGAAGGGACAGUGUUGAAGGAGCGUAUUUUUGAACCAUGUAAAGCAUUUGAUUCGCAAAAUACAAUAUGUUUUGAUUCGUUGUAUCCACCACUCCCACUCGCAUCACGAGCAGAUGUCACUAAACAUGGAUUUAUCAUGGAAGAACAAAAUGACAGUAGCACCGUACAAGUUGAAAAGAUUCCAAUAAAGAACUUGCCUGGUGAUGCAGCAUUUGUGCGAGCUGACAAUGAAAAUCGUAAAAUUCGCAUAUCCUUGAAGGUACCAGAGGAUGAUUAUUAUAUCUUAUUACUGGAAUACUACAACGCGGACCUAAAAACAAUUCCAUUAACUUUGGAAGUAAGACAAUACGAUCAGCUUCUAAUGAGGGGAAUCAUUACCCUCAAACACUGUCCAUACUCGACAUUUUGUCGCGAUGUCGCAUUGUCUGAUGCAGGCGUUGCAUUGAUACAUAUGAAAGAUGAAGACAUAGAAAUUACAUUAACUAUUGAACCAAAACAUGAAUUUGGUUUAGGUGCAGUUAAUCUUAUUAGGAUGAAAGAUUGGGAUGUCAGCUAUCUUCAACAAGUACCUGUAUGUGUCCGUAAAAAUGGACAUUGUAUAGGUCAGUGGUUCCCUCCUGUAGCCAACGGCAUUCUGAACGAAGUUGAAUUUCAAAUGAAUGCAAAUAAUUCAAUCAGUGGUGAAAAGUUGCCAUUUAUUAUUGCCAAUCCGGAAGAAGUUCAAGUUAUGGCGCUCGAUGAAAACAUGGGUACAGUAGAAGUAUCUGGAAUAGUGCCAUCACAUGGUCAUUAUGUUUUCAUUGUACAGUACUUUAAUCCGGACAAUACAUUGUUAACUGUUGAUGUUACGCUCCAGAAUGGACAUCUUCAUCAUGCAGAGAUACCAUUUUCCUACUGUCCAAGUAUUAUUGGUUGUCGGGCAGUAAUUCGCGACAAAGAACGCCGAGAUGUGAUACAGUUUUUCAUUGAUGAUAACCCGUCAAAUGUAAGUGAAUACUGUCGGCAGAAAGUAUUCUCUUUAACUUCCGAAUAUAAUAUGGCAGCACUUCCGUGUGAAUGUAGUUCUCAAGGCAGUACAAGUUUUAUGUGCGAAGAAUAUGGUGGCGAGUGUCCCUGUCGACCAAACAUAAUAGGACGUCAAUGUGACCGUUGCGCACCCGGCUAUUACAGUUUCCCGGAUUGCAUUAAAUGUAGGUGUCCAGAUAAUCACUUAUGUGAUGAGAACACUGGUCAAUGUUUCUGUCCACCACAUGUACAAGGGAAAAAUUGCGAUAGUUGCGUACCCUAUGCCUUCGGUUAUGAUCCUCUGAUUGGUUGUCAGCUAUGUGGCUGUCAGCAAAAUGGCUCAGAAGCCCGGCAACUUCAAUGUGAUCCAGAUAAUGGACAGUGCCUGUGCAGAGUCAAUGUUGGUGGCAGAAAGUGUGACAAGUGUUUGCCAGGUUUCUACGGCUUUCCACAUUGUUACGAAUGCGCAUGCGAAAUAAAGGGUACCACGGAAGAAAUUUGUGAAUCAACCAAUGCUGCUUGUAAGUGCAAAAAAAAUGUAGUUGGUGAGAAUUGCGAUAUUUGUCGGCCUGGUACUUUCGACUUACGUGCAUCAAAUUCUGAUGGAUGUGCGGAGUGUUUUUGCUUUGGUGCAACCGAUCGUUGCCGUUCUUCAUUUCUUCCCGUUAACUUCGAUGAAGAGGCGUGGAAAGUGUACCCAAAUGAUUCUGUGCUGCAUUCGUAUGAUAAGGUGAUAUAUAAAGCGACAACUGAUGAUAAAAACGAUGUUUAUUUUCUGGCCCCAAUAGGAUCAGGCCACGACUUCACUAUCUCUUAUGGUUUACAGUUAUCUUUCGUGAUAGCAUCGAAUCCGCGAGAUGGUGAAACCAAAAUGAGCUCAGCACCUGAUGUUCAAUUGGUUGGAAAUAACACAGUUCUCGAUUUCUGGGCACGAGAACAACCAGCUAACCCACGAAUACCAUUUAGUGUUGAAAUCAAACUUUUGCCUGAAAACUUCAUGGAAUCGACAGGGGAACCAACGACUCGUGACACUCUGAUGAUGGUAUUGCAUGAUCUGGAUGAGCUUAGGAUUAAGGCUUGUUACUACACAAAUUGCGAAGUGGCAGCAAUUAGUGAAUUACAGCUUGAAAUAGCUAAAGAUGAUCAGACCACUGGUGAUAGCUACACAGCUUCUUCUGUUGAAAUAUGUCAGUGUCCGCCACCUUAUAGUGGACUUUCUUGUCAGCAAUGUUCUCCUGGUUAUUACCGCGUCAAUAAUGGUCGAUAUCUUGGUUCCUGUGUUCCUUGCAAUUGUAAUGGUCACUCUGGAAGCUGCGAUCCAACAACUGGAAUUUGUUUCGAUUGUGAGCAUGAUACUUUUGGCGAUCACUGCGAAUUUUGUCGGGUGGGAUUUUAUGGUGAUGCUACCAAAGGAGGACCCUAUUCAUGUUUGUCAUGUGCUUGUCCAUAUGCUACUGACACGAAUAACUUUGCAACAAGUUGUCAGGUCAGUGAAACUGGACUGUUAAAGUCAUGCUUUUGUAAACAAGGAUAUACCUCUGACUACUGCGAACGAUGCGAUGUUGGUUAUUAUGGUCAGCCAACUGAAGUCGGUGGAUCUUGCCAUAAAUGUGACUGCAAUAAUAAUAAUGACCUUAGUGUGGAUGGUUCUUGUCAUCCUAUAACCGGUGAUUGCUAUCUUUGUUUAAAUAAUACCGAUGGUGCACGAUGCGAGCACUGCAAACCGUGGUUUUAUGGUGAUGCUGUGGAGGCUAAAAAUUGUACAGAUUGUGCAUGCAAUCAGUGCGGUAGUUUAUUAUGUGACAACAAAUCCGGAAGAUGUGAAUGCUUAGCGAAUGUAGAAGGAGAAAAGUGUGAUCGUUGUGUGGCGAAUGCAUGGGGUUUCAUGCGUUGUCACGGCUGUGAAAUGUGUAACUGUGCAUUGGCAUCAUCAAAUCCGCAAUGUGAUGUUGAAACCGGACAAUGUUCCUGUAUGCCUGGAGCUGCUGGACAAAUGUGCGAAAUCUGUGAAUACGGUUACUGGAAUUAUGGACCAACCGGAUGCUCUAAAUGUGAUUGUGAAGCAGAUUUAUCGAUGGGAACAGUGUGUGAUGUUAACACAGGACAGUGUCACUGUCAAGAAGGUGCUACCGGACCUCGAUGCGAUCAAUGCGCUUCACAAUAUCUGCGAAUACCAAAUUUUGGAUGCCGAUUGUGUGAUGAAUGUGUUCACUCUGUGAUGCAUGAUUUGGAUAGAUUAGCUGAUACUGUUGAUUUUGUUAAUGAAACAAUCAACAAUAUUUCAACAACUGCUCUUACGGGUACCCGUCUCAAACGCAUUCGUAAGAAAAUUGAUGAUGUGAAGCCGAUAGUUGUAAAUCAUAUGGACUCAGCAUCUGAUAUGGGUGUGGAAAGUUUGAGUAACGAUAUAUUUGGUUCAACUUCUGAUGUUUUCGGUAUAGUUGUUCGUGCCAAUCGAUCCUUGGAUACACUUAGUGCUAUUGAUGAUACUAUGAGUAAUAUUAUCAACAGAACUAAUAUCUUUCCGGCAAAUGUAUUUGAUCGUGUUGAAAUGGCUGCAUCAACUGUUGAUUCUUUAAAAAAUCUAGUCUUCUCACUUGGCAAAGAUUCUAGUGCUAUAGAUCGUCAAAAAUGGUUGAUGGAUUCAACCUCACUUUUGCAAAAAAUUCGCGAUACUGCGAACGAUGAAGAAGCAAGGAAACGAGUGGAAGAUGAAAAUGAUGAGGUGCAAAAAUUGUUAAAACGUAUGAGAGAGCUAAAGGAUGAAGAAAAUAUUAUGCAUGAAAAAUAUUUUAAUAUGAAAGAUCAAAUGAACGAAUUAGUAAAUAACAUUACGGAAUACCGCUCCUUUCUUUAUGAAGUGGACAGUUCAGUUGAAAAUACUCUUCAGCAAGUAAAUAAUUCAAAUAUACGAUAUAUAAAUUCGGUGCAAGCUGGCGUAAAAGCAGGUGAAGCGAAGAUUAAAGAAACUCAUACAAUUAUCAGCAGUCUCACAGCAAUUUCCGAAACCUUCAUAGAAUCAUUAAAUAAUCUAAGCAAAACGCUCCAUGAAAUAAUGAGCAAUGUUCAAGAUGUGUUCAAUCAGCUGAGUACCAUGAAGGGCAGAUAUCAUCAUAGGCGCAUACGCGACAUUAAUAAGAAUGAAUAUAGAAACAAGUCGAAAGAAUUGGAAAAUCAAGCAUUGUUUUUAUCUUCUUUGUUUGGUAGAACACGAACUGAAGCAAAGAAUGCGGUAGCAGCUGUUAAUGGAUAUAAAGAAUUGAUGAAGCAUUUGAAAAAAGCGCGAAAUAUGACGAAUCAGGCAUCUCUAAAUGCAGAACAAGCUAGAAAGUUCCAUGAAGAAGGAGCGGUAGCAUCAGCGAAAACACUUCGGGAACAAUCAGCUGAUUUGUUACGUACUGCUGUUGAUUUAAAACAGUCAACUGUAAACAGUGUAGAUAACUUGAAAGUUGUUUUCGUGGAAAAGGCAUCAGAAUUACAAUCCCUUAUCGAGAAGCAGAGAAGAAUCCUUGAAAGCCUUCGUCCUAAAUUCGAUGACGGAGAAGUAGCAUGUUUUUAUAAUGCGAAACUAGAACACUCUCUAACUGCUUCGGAAGAGACAAGAACAAGAAUUGAUAAUACCAUUUUCUUAUUUGAUCGAUUCAAGCCUGAUUUGGAAGAAAUGACUGGUCGUAGCAAGAAGUUUGUUGAGUCAAUUUUAAUCUCUGCUAAUGAUGUGGAUACUGCUAGAGAGCAAAUCUCAAAGCUUGUAAAUGAAAGUUCACCUGUCAUGGAAGAGCUAGAAAUGCAAAAGAAAGCUGCUUCAAAUACUUCGGCAACGAUAGAACACUGUCGUGAAAAGCUAAAUUUAUUAAAAGAAAAGAUCGCUCUUACACGAGAUUUAGCCAACAGGAUCAAAUUGGGCGCACAUUUCGAAAAAGGAAGCAUUUUGGAGUUGCCACUGUCUCCACGAAUAACACGUUCUGCGGCAUAUACUAACAUCGAAUUUUUCUUCAGAACAACAAACACUAGUGGUUUGAUAUUAUUCUUUGGUAAUGAACUUGGUGUUGCUGGGACUCGUGCUUUGCCAACCGAUGACUAUGUUGCUAUUGAAGUAGAAAAAGGCCAUUUGAGGGUAGUUAUUAAUCUUGGUGACACACCCACGCAAUUAAUUUCGAAUUCAUCUGUUACUGACGGCAACUGGCGAAAGGUUGCUGUAGAUCGUGUUGGUAAAACAAUUACACUACGAGUUUCGUCACCAAAUUCAGCAAAUUAUGAGGAGGAAAAAAUACAAACUAUAGGCGGCUUCAAAUCAGUUCUCAAUCUCCAUCAAAAGAAAAGCCGCUUAUUUAUUGGUGGUAUUGUUCCCGGUGUCAAUAUUUCACCAGAUGUACAUAAUCGUGAGUUCAGUGGUGAUAUCGAAGAUUUACGUAUUCACGGCGAAACAGUCGGUCUGUGGAAUGCCAAAAAAGGAGGUAAUUACAAUGUGCAAGGUGUGACGAAAAAAAUUUUUGCUGCUUCAUCGUUAACCGAUGAAAUUGCAUUGAGCUUUAAUGGCGAUGGAUACGCUGUCCACAAGCUGAGUAUUUGGAAUCCACGAAAACAAACAAUUUUUUCUUUGACCUUUCAGACAUAUUCUCCUGAUGGACUGUUCUUAUACCUUGGAAAGGAACGCGAUUUUCUAUCUCUUGAAUUACAAGAUGGCAGAGUGAAGCUCUCAUUUGAUUUUGGUUCUGGGGUUGGAAGACUGACAAGUAUUGGUAGUAAUUAUAACGAUGGCAAGCCUCAUUCCGUGUACGUGCACCGGUUAGAACGUCAUGCCCUUAUGAAAGUUGAUGAUAAUGAUGUUUCGGAAGGUGAUUCACCCGGUACAAUGUUCGAACUCAGCUUAUCUGAUGUCUUCUAUUUGGGUGGUGUGCCUUCCGAUGUUUCGACACGCACAACAGUUGUGCCGAUGAAUGGUUGUAUAGAACACGUAAAGUUGGACAAUCGCUUAAUGGACCUAAGUAAAUCAAGAACUGCGAAGGGGGUGCAGCUAGGAUGCAGUGCUCGACAUGUACGUGUUAUAUCAAUGGUAUCGGAACGUUCCACUGCUACUUUCAGUACUUUCAAUGCUAAAAAAGAUUAUCUUGAAAUGACAUUCCGAUUUAAAACAAACCAACCAUCCGGUAUCCUUGCAUCGGUUAUCUCUGACGAGCAGGAAGUCUUGUUCCAACUACGUUAUCAAGAUGGAUUUAUUUCGGCUGAGUACGGAUCUGAUAACAAGGAUGUUGCUGAAAUCGAAUUCAGAUCAGUCGCUGAUGGUCAGUGGCAUUACUUUGCAGCCGUAGUAAAACCGGAAACUAUACGACUGGAUGUGGAUGAUCUUUAUUCAAGUGAAAUUCAUAGGACUGUUGCUGAUAAUGAGGUGAUCGGGGUACCGAUCAUUGUGCAGUUUGGUCGAUCGCUCGACUCCAACCUACAUUUCGAAGGAUGCAUUGGUGAUGCAACAUACAAUGGUCAAUUACUCGAUUUUGCUGAAGCAUCAACUAAAGGAGUGAGUCUAACAGGAUGUUCUUUUCCGGAAGAUAUCUCGACAACAGAUAUGCUUCCUGAACAAGCACCAACAAAUGAACCUGUGCAUUUUGCCAUACCUGGAACAAAUAAUAUUCAACCAUUGGUAACAGAAACUGCUAAAGAAAUCACUGCAGAAAAUAGGAUAUCAGCGGGAACAUCGUCCCUUUCAAAAUUAAGAGGAAUCGCUCGCAAGUUAGACGAAUGCGCACUUCCGAGAAGAUCGUACGGAGAUAGACCGGACUCCAGUGGUAUUCGAUUUGGUUUGUCUCCUUCAUCACGUCUUGAGUUUGAUAAGCCACCUGCUUCGUUUGAUAAAAACAGUCUGUUCUCAGUACAGUUGCGAGCCACAGCAUCAAAUGGAAUAAUUAUGUUCACGACGAAUCAUAAGCAUACUGAUUAUUUAGCCUUAUAUCUUGUCAACGGCAUUGUCCAUUUCGCUUACAAUUCGGGAUCAGGACAAGCUAUUCUAAAAUCAAAUAGAACUGUGAUGGAUGAUGAAUGGCACAGUAUAAGAGCGGAACGUGAAGGCCUUGCGGGAACGUUAUAUAUCGACAACUUAAUGGAAGCAAAUGGACAGUCUCCUCCUGGAACCGAUGCAGUUGAUACUCAACCACCAAUCUAUAUUGGUGGACUCCCAUCAGAUCUUGUGCCUUUUGCAUCCAGAAUAUUACUAGGUGCUAAAUCGGUUUUUGGUGGAUGUUUGAGAGAUUUCAAACUUAACGAAAUGAAGUUUGAUGUACCACCAGCAGAGAUUGGUACAGUGCCAUGCAAUCAAUACACUGAAGAAGGAUUAUAUUUUGGAGAGAAUGGUGGCUACGCUAUAUUAAACAAAAAUCUGAAGGUUGGGUCAUCGUUCAAUAUUGAGCUAGAAGUACGACCGCGAACAAAAACUGCCGUUUUAUUAUCAGUUGGUAUUCUGGAAUAUUUAACACUUCAAUUCUUCAAUGGCACUGUUAAAUUCACAGUGGAUAAUGGUGCAGGUCCCGAAACGGUAACACACGUACCAAGCAUGUCCAAUGCUCUCUGCGACGGGCACUGGCACCACAUAAAGCUUUACAAAACGAAGAAUCUGAUGACUUUGACUGUCGAUGGCAGAAGUAAUUUAAACAUAAUGAAGAAAGGUAAAAAAACGGAUACAAAUACGAAGGAUCCACUAUAUUUGGGUGGCGUUCCAAAAGGUAUCAGAUCGAGAGGCCUCGAAACAACAGAGGGAUUUCUGGGCUGUGUUCGUGUUUUGAAUAUGGGAAAGAAGCCGCGGAAACGAAAAAACGUUGACUUAUCACAAGUGUCUCUAUUUGGUGAUAUUACGAGGAAUUCUUGCCCCAUUAAUUGA
Molecule: messenger RNA, 10284 nt
Organism: Acanthocheilonema viteae
Lineage: Eukaryota; Metazoa; Nematoda; Chromadorea; Rhabditida; Onchocercidae
Source: the annotation of a GenBank genome assembly